Molecule: messenger RNA, 1881 nt
Organism: Knipowitschia caucasica
Lineage: Eukaryota; Metazoa; Chordata; Actinopteri; Gobiiformes; Gobiidae
Source: the annotation of a GenBank genome assembly
AUGCGAUUAAUUGUGAUUAACUGUCCCCCCCUCUGUCCUCUGUCCUACCUCACUGUCCACCUCAUUGUCCUCUGUCCUACCUCACUGUCCACCUCUCUGUCCUCUGUCCUACCUCACUGUCCACCUCUCUGUCCUCUGUCCUACCUCACUGUCCACCUCUCUGUCCUCUGUCCUACCUCACUGUCCACCUCUCUGUCCUCUGUCCUACCUCACUCUCCUCUGUCCUACCUCACUGUCCACCUCUUUGUCCUCUGUCCUACCUCACUGUCCCCCUCUCUGUCCUCUGUCCUACCUCACUGUCCACCUCUCUGUCCUCUGUCCUACCGUGUCCACCUCUCUGUCCUCUGUCCUACCUCACUGUCCACCUCUUUGUCCUCUGUCCUACCUCACUAUCCCCCACCCUGUCCUCUGUCCUACCUCACUGUCCACCUCUUUGUCCUCUGUCCUACCUCACUGUCCACCACUUUUUCCUUUGUCCUACCUCACUGUCCACCACUUUGUCCUCUGUCCUACCUCACUGUCCACCACUCUUUCCUCUGUCCUACCUCUCUGUCCACCUCUUUGUCCUCUGUCCUACCUCACUGUCCACCUCUUUGUCCUCUGUCCUACCUCUCUGUCCACCUCUUUGUCCUCUGUCCUACCUCACUGUCCACCUCUUUGUCCUCUGUCCUACCUCACUGUCCACCUCUUUGUCCUCUGUCCUACCUCACUGUCCACCACUUUGUCCUCUGUCCUACCUCACUGUCCACCUCUCUGUCCUCUGUCCUACCUCACUGUCCACCACUCUGUCCUCUGUCCUACCUCUUUGUCCUCUGUCCUACCUCACUGUCCUCUGUCCUACCUCACUGUCCACCUCUCUGUCCUCUGUCCUACCUCACUGUCCACCUCUCUGUCCUCUGUCCUACCUCACUGUCUACCUCUCUGUCCUACCUCACUGUCCACCUCUCUGUCCUACCUCACUGUCCACCACUCUGUCUUCUGUCCUACCUCACUGUCCACCUCUUUGUCCUCUGUCCUACCUCACUGUCCACCUCUAUGUCCUACCUCACUGUCCACCACUUUGUCCUCUGUCCUACCUCACUGUCCUCUGUCCUACCUCACUGUCCACCUCUCUGUCCUACCUCACUGUCCACCUCUCUGUCCUCUGUCCUACCUCACUGUCCACCACUCUGUCCUCUGUCCUACCUCACUGUCCACCUCUCUGUCCUCUGUCCUACCUCACUGUCCACCUCUCUGUCCUCUGUCCUACCUCACUGUCCACCUCUCUGCCCUCUGUCCUAUCUCACUGUCCACCACUUUGUCCUCUGUCCUACCUCACUGUCCACCUCUCUGUCCUCUGUCCUACCUUACUGUCCACCUCUCUGUCCUCUGUCCUACCUCACUGUCCACCUCUAUGUCCCCUGUCCUACCUCACUGUCCACGUCUCUGUCCUCUGUCCUACCUCACUGUCCACCACUCUGUCCUCUGUCCUACCUCACUAUCCACCUCUUUGUCCUCUGUCCUACCUCACUGUCCACCUCUCUGUCCUCUGUCCUACCUCACUCUCCACCUCUCUGUCCUCUGUCCUACCUCACUGUCCACCACUCCGCUCCUGUCUCGGUGCGGGGCCUCGUACGCGUCCAUCUGUUGCCGGGACACUUUGACCAGCUUGUCGGCCAGCUCCCUCCAGCGUCCGGCCACCUCCACCGCUGUGGUCAGCAGCACCAGGUCCAGGACGAGCCGAGCCACCAGCCCCUGGCAGUCCAGUUUCAGCAGAGCCUGUGGAACAGAGACAGACUCACACCAGGGACAAGAUACUGUUUGAAACAGGCUUUAUUCUGUCUUUACUCUCCCUCACACUUCAUCUGCUUUGGUUUUACGAAUCCAAACAGCUUCUUCUAA